AUGAUUCCCAGAAAACAUCAGCAACAGGCAGGUUCUAAAAGAUUAAGGAGAAAUAGUAUUGAUGUACCAAGGAAGAAGUUGUGCACAAGAAGAGGUGGUGGGAGGAUUGGUUUGGCAACUAUAGGUACUCAAAAGAGUGUGGUUCAACAAAUUCCAGUUGUAGAAGAAGGUGUGGUGCAGGAAGAAGGUUUUGUGCAGGAAGUUCCAAAGUUGUUAACUUCACAAACAAAAAAAAAGUCCAGUCCACUAAAUGGUGACAAUAAGGUGGAAGAUAAUCAGUUUAUUGAGUUUACUGAGGGAAAAGAGGACGAUAUUCUCACAGAGAAGAUACAAUUAGGACCUGAAGAAAUUGCUAGUCUGCUAGAUGUUGGUUAUAGCAUGGCAGAAAUAGAAGCUAUGCCAGGGGUACAAGUGAAAUUGGAUGAUUCCCCACCAGUUGAACUGGAUGUAAAUGAUUUCAUUGAUGGUCAUCAUUCUGAUGAUGAUGUUGUUCUGGAUGGUGGAGCUGAAGGUGCUAGAGAUGAAGCUGCUGGUGAUGGUGGUUUGGAUGAUGAUGUUGGUUUGGAUUUUGGACCUGAUCAAGGUGAUGGUGAUGAAGAAGGUCAUGGUGGUGGAGAUGUUGACGAUGUUGAGGAAAACCAGGGUGAUGAUGAACGACAUCAGGUUGUCCUAAAGGUUAGGAGGAGAACAAGGAAAAAUUCUGAGAGGAUUACCAAGAUAAAGCUAAGGAAGGGUGUCUAUGACAAAUAUGGUGAUGGUACUUCUUCUGUAAAGCCAAUCAACUUGGAGUAG
Molecule: messenger RNA, 792 nt
Organism: Lactuca saligna
Lineage: Eukaryota; Viridiplantae; Streptophyta; Magnoliopsida; Asterales; Asteraceae
Source: the annotation of a GenBank genome assembly